Eremothecium gossypii ATCC 10895 is the source of this 1275-nucleotide messenger RNA. RefSeq names its product glycerol-3-phosphate dehydrogenase family protein. Lineage: Eukaryota; Fungi; Ascomycota; Saccharomycetes; Saccharomycetales; Saccharomycetaceae. Gene Ontology annotation, molecular function: glycerol-3-phosphate dehydrogenase [NAD(P)+] activity; protein homodimerization activity; NAD binding. The transcript has a single exon. Gene Ontology annotation, cellular component: nucleus; glycerol-3-phosphate dehydrogenase (FAD) complex; cytosol. Gene Ontology annotation, biological process: glycerol-3-phosphate catabolic process; carbohydrate metabolic process. Bases 1 to 1275 code for a protein of 424 amino acids. The record is from RefSeq and is marked provisional.
AUGGUAAACACAACGGCUCUUAUACGCUCACCUACUUUUGUGGCGCAAUUUAGAGUACUGAAGCAAGUAAACAGAGGGCUAUUCUCACAGACUAGUUACGCUAGAACGCACGCAAGGACGAGUUAUACACACACGAUGGCGGGCACAGAUAGACUACAGCAAACGUCGCAGAUUCUUUCGCGGUCGACGUCGUCGGAGAUCCGGUUGGAGCGCCCCUUCAAAGUGACAGUUAUCGGGUCGGGUAACUGGGGGACCACCAUCGCCAAGGUGGUGGCGGAGAACACGCAGGAGUACCCGCAGCUGUUUGAGCGGCGCGUGGACAUGUGGGUGUUCGAGGAGCAGAUUGAGGGCCGCAAGCUGACGGAGAUCAUCAACGAGCAACACGAGAACGUGAAGUAUCUGCCGGGAAUCACGCUGCCGGAAAACCUGGUUGCGAACCCGUCGGUGGCGGCUGCCGCCGCGGACGCGGAUGUGCUAGUGUUUAACAUACCACACCAGUUUCUGGGGCGGAUUGUGGAGCAGCUCAAGGGGCACGUGAAGCCGGGCGCGCGGGCGAUCUCGUGCCUGAAGGGCUUCAGCGUGGGCAAGGACGGCGUGCAGCUGCUGUCGACCUACAUCGAGGAGCACCUGCACAUCCCUUGCGGCGCGCUAUCCGGUGCGAACCUGGCGCCGGAGGUGGCGAAGGGCAACUGGUCGGAGACGACAGUGGCGUACACGCUGCCCCAGGACUUCCGUGGCACGGGCAAGGACGUGGACCACGCGGUAUUGAAGAAGCUGUUCCACCGCCCCUACUUCCACGUGAACGUUGUGGACGACGUCGCGGGGAUUUCCGUUGCGGGCGCGCUGAAGAACGUGGUUGCGCUGGCUUGCGGUUUCGUGCUGGGCCUCGGGUGGGGCAACAACGCAGCCGCAGCCGUGCAGCGCGUAGGCUUGAGCGAGAUGAUCAAGUUUGCGCGCAUGUUCUUCCCGGAAUCGAAGGUGGAGACCUUCUACCAGGAGUCUGCCGGUGUCGCAGACCUGAUCACUACCUGUGCGGGUGGCAGGAAUGUCCGCAUUGGUCGUGCCAUGGCAGAGACCGGCAAAUCCGCACAAGAGCUUGAGAAGGAGCUCUUGAACGGCCAGUCAUCCCAGGGCAUUUACACGACGCAGGAGGUGCACGAGUGGUUGCAGCAGUGCGGCAAGAAGGACGAGUUCCCACUGUUUGAGGCUGUGUACAAGAUUGUCUACGAGGGCGUUCCAAUGUCCAAGUUACCUGACAUGCUUGAGGAUGCCUAA